CACGCCCCCCCUUGCAUCGACUGGCCGGACGACAUGCGCGAACUCAUUCUCGGCUAUCAUGCCCUCUUAAAGGGAGGCUUGGAGGUUGACGGCUAUCUUAUCUCCGAUAUCGACGAGAACGAGAUUAAAGAGCAAUGCGCCAUCAUUCGGGAAAAGGGAAUCAAAAGCAUAGUCAUAAACGGAGUCUUCAGUCCUAUCGACACCGUCGAGAAGCAAGAGGAACGCGCCGCCGCCAUUGUCCGUGCUGAGAUCCCCGAUGCCGAUAUCGUCUGUUCCAAAGAAGUUGCCAAUCUGGGCUUUCUAGAGCGGGAAAACGCUGCUAUAUUGAAUGCUUCGAUCCUUGCGUUUGCUCGUAAGACAAUUCGUUCGUUCCAAGAGCCAGUUAAGCGUCUAGGUCUCAAUUGUCCCGUAUUCAUCACGCAGAAUGAUGGUACUAUUCUUUCCGGUGAUAUGGCGGCAAAGUUGCCUAUCCGAACAUUCUCUUCUGGCCCAACGAACAGUAUGCGCGGCGCUGCCUUCCUCGUACAGAGCGAGCUAGAAGAAGCAAUAAUGGUAGUCGACAUAGGUGGCACAACCACCGAUGUAGGCUUAUUGCUCGCGAACGGUUUCCCACGCCAGCAAGCUGCGUAUAGCGACUUGGCGGGUGUUCGGAUGAAUUUUUCAUGCCCGGACGUCAAGAGUAUCGGCCUCGGUGGCGGUUCUAUCGUCCGAGACGGCGAAACACUAACCGUAGGCCCUGAUAGCGUUGGCUAUAAAAUCACCGAAGAAGCUUUAGUCUUCGGCGGCAAAGUACUUACCACCACUGAUUGUACGGUACUAGCGGAUAGUACAGUCGAGAUAGGGAAUAAGGAACUAGCGAAAGGCGCGUUAAAUGACGAGGGAAUCGCAAAAUUCAAGGCUGUUGUCAAACAUAAGAUCGAAAAGAUAAUCGACACAAUGAAGACAUCGCCGGAGGAUAUCCCCGUACUUCUCGUGGGAGGCGGUGCCGUAAUAGCCCCGGAUGAAUUAAAGGGGGCGAGCAAGGUCCUCAAACCAAAAUGGUCGGGAGUCGCAAAUGCCAUCGGAGCUGCAAUUGCGAGAGUCAGCGCUGUCGUAGAUACAGUGAAAUCUACCGAGUCUAGAUCUACGCAACAAAUCUUGGAGGACAUCUGCCAAGAUGCUAUCGAGCGAGCUGUAGCGAAUGGUGCAUCGAGAUCAACCGCAAAGGUUGUAGAAAUGGAUACUUUACCUUUACCAUACAUUGCUAACAAGUCACGAUUCACCGUACGAGCCGCCGGAGAUCUCGAUUACUCACGCACAGAUUUCGCAACCCUUCACUUCGACGAAUCAUCCACAGAGCCAGACGUCCAAAUGGACGAAUACGAAAAAGCCGCACGAAACUCCGAGAAAAAGACGAAGCAAGAACCAAAGGAAGAUCUCGACAUCGACAACUACAAGCCCACGGUAACGAACCGCGUCUGGUACAUCAACGAGACAGACCUCGCAUGGAUCACAAUCGGCUGCUACAUCCUCGGGACCGGCGGCGGCGGCAGCCCCUAUUCCACCAUGAUCCGGCUGCGAGGGAUGCUGCGGAGAGGCGACGUAAUCCGCGUCGUGAGCCCAGACGACCUACCCGACGACGCGGCCGUAGCAACCGGCGGCCACGCGGGCUCGCCGACAGUCGGGAUAGAAAAGCUCGGCGGCGACGAAAUGACCGAAGCGCAAGUCGAGCUAUACAAGAUCUGCGACAACUACCCCUCGCACAUCAUCGCGGUGGAGAUCGGCGGCGGCAACGGUCUGCAGAGCAUGAUCAUCGGCGCGAGCACGAACAUGAAUAUGCCGGCUGUAGACGGCGAUUGGAUGGGUCGCGCAUAUCCGACUAAGUGGCAGACGACACCGGUGGUUUUCAAUGAGCGGUCGCCGAUUUGGUCGCCUGUUGCGAUGACAGAUGGAAAUGGAAACGUUGUCAUCGUGCCGAAAUCUACUUCGGAUCUUCAAGCUGAGCGUAUACUCCGCGCGGCGCUGAGCCAGAUGGGGUCGGGUGUCGGGUUCGCCGACCCGCCUGUGACAGGGGCGGAAUGCAAGCGAUGGGCUGUCGAACACACUAUCUCGCAAUCAUGGAGAAUCGGGCGAGCGGUCGCGAAGGCGCGCCAAGCUAAUCGUAUCGACAAUGUCGCGGAGACUAUCCUAGCUGAAUGCGGAGGUCCUGAGGCUGGUAAGUUGUUAUGGAAGGGCAAGAUCGUAGGCGUGGAGCGCACUCUGCGCAUGGGUCACGUCUACGGCGAGUGCAUCAUCGAGGGCGCGGACGUGGUCGACGACGAUGCCGCCGCGGGAAGUAAGGAUUCUUCCGGGUUCCAGGGUAAGAUCAAGAUCCCAUUUAAGAACGAGAAUAUCGCAGCCAUCAAGAUCUCCCGGUCAAUUGUAGAUGGGCAGACGGUGGAGACGGAAGACGAGGUGUUGGGUCUUGUGCCUGACUUAAUCACCGUAAUCGACGCGCAGAAUGGUGAAGCCAUAGGCACUCCUGAGUACCGGUACGGGUUACUGGUCAUUGUUCUUGGAAUCACGGCUAGUGAGCGCUGGACUUCUGAGAGGGGUAUUGAGCUUGGUGGCCCGAAGGCUUUCGGCAUGGAGCAUCUCACUUACAAGCCUCUGGGUAAAUUCGUCAAGCCUGUGAGCGUUAUUGAUGAGUUUGAUGUUAGUGCGUAGGGAUAUUCUAGGGAUGGAUCUAUACAUAAGGCGUCUACAUACUUGACCUAGAUACAGUAUACACAAACUAUACAAGAAAC
Messenger RNA from Annulohypoxylon maeteangense, 2765 nucleotides. RefSeq names its product DUF917-domain-containing protein. The record is from RefSeq and is a predicted model, not a curated record. Gene Ontology annotation, molecular function: 5-oxoprolinase (ATP-hydrolyzing) activity. The coding region runs from base 34 to 2685 and encodes 883 amino acids. NCBI's taxonomy places the organism in Eukaryota, Fungi, Ascomycota, Sordariomycetes, Xylariales, Hypoxylaceae. Gene Ontology annotation, biological process: glutathione metabolic process. Gene Ontology annotation, cellular component: cytosol. The transcript is spliced from 2 exons.